Messenger RNA from Carassius auratus (goldfish), 1771 nucleotides. RefSeq lists its product as uncharacterized. Bases 89 to 1687 code for a protein of 532 amino acids. The transcript has 9 exons. Lineage: Eukaryota; Metazoa; Chordata; Actinopteri; Cypriniformes; Cyprinidae. The record is from RefSeq and is a predicted model, not a curated record.
GUCUGUUUCUGCGCUUUUCUUGUGUUAACAUUAUUUAAAUAAAAAAUACACAUUAUCUCGAAUACGUUUAGAAAUAACUGUUCUGCUGAUGUUUCUUUUAGGAUUAAGGAUGCUCAUUAAAGUGAAGUUCAACCAUGAACAAAAGUUUGUUAAAGUUUCUGGCUCUGACCUGAAACUCUCUGAUUUUCUGGAUGAAGCCUUUGUGAAAUUCGGAAUUCCCGCCUCCAAACGCGCCGAGACCAGGCUCUACGAUUCGUCUUACACAGAAGUUGAUGAGGAUGUUUUCGAGGAGGUUAUAAAGCAGCCAAAUUUAGGCGUUUUUAUUCUUCGAUUCGAAAACUCGUCACACGAUUUGGCCCAGGUCCCUUCUGUGACAAGUGAAGAAAGCUCAUUGCAGAAUGCAAACUAUGAAUCUGAUGACACCAGUCUUCUAAUUGAUGGAAGUCCUUCAAGAAAGCAACAGAGGGUUGAAGACGAAGCCAGAAUUUUGGUCCAAAAAAUCCUGCAGACUAAACCUGGUGGAGACGCAAUCAUCAGGGAAUACAACAAAACCAAAAGCUUGACUGACAGCACCAGGAGAAAGAUGAUCAAGAUUCUUACUGCAGAUAUGACUGAAAAACACAGCACAUCUCCACCCAGAAAUAUUAGGGAAAUGUAUGCCCAAGGAAUCGUUGCCCUGUUUCCAAAUCUUCGUGAUCCCUACACAAAGAAUGGAUAUGAACAUUAUUAUGACCCUCAAAGUGGACAAGGUUACUUGACUUGGAAAAUAAAGAACAUUCAGAGGAACAGUGCAUCAUCAGAGAACUGUAGACGUUCCUCACAGUCUUUCAGUGGUGGCCCAACUUCGGAAAGAGAGGCUGCAUCCAGCACAGAUGUUAUCCUCACUGAAGAACGGUGUAGAGAAGCAGUUUCUCUAAUGAAGCACACCUCAGAAGUGGACACCAUCAAGAUCAAAAUGAAGGAGACAUUUCAGUACCGUCGCAAGAUGAUUCAAGACCCGAACAGAAGCACUGAUGUGUUGACGGAAUUUCCACGCUUCUUGGAUGUUCAAGGCCUGAUUGAACAGGAUUUUGUUUUGCUCUUUGGUGAAAAGACGACUUCUAAGCUUUUAGAAAGGUGGCCAACUACAUUCAUGCACAAAGUUAUUCAGCAAACCAAAAGUCUUAACUCCUCCCAAGCUCUUCAGGACUUGAUUGACUGUGCCGAAAUGACUGUGAAGGAGAAUGAAAUGGGGGAUGCAGGAUGGAACAGUGACAUUGCUUCUAUUCUUCUUUUACUUCAUUUGAUCCCACCUUCACCACAAGGCAGAAAGAGACCUGGAAAGAUGUCCGCAUCUCAAGCAGAAAAACACCUCGUCAUCUUUAAAAAGGCCGGUACUAACAUACAAGAGCACCUGGACUCAAUUGAAGAAAGCACACAGCCAUACCUGCUUGCCAUGGGUCCAAAGAAGAACAGCAUUCAUGUAUACUACAUCAUUCUCGACAAGAAAGCCAUACCGUGCAAAUCAGUGAGUGGUCUCAGUGCCUUUGAUGAACUUUUCAAAGCGCACUUUGUGUUUGGUGCAUCUUACAGCAAAGUCCUGCACAACAUGUACACCUUUGUACAAACAACAGUUUUUCAGAUUGACAUUGGCAAAGUCAAAGAGUGCCCAAGAGUUGCUGAACUCAGAGCUAGAUUCCUGCGUUAGAUUUGAUUGCUGGGAAAAAUGAUUUGUUUUGUUUGUUGUUGUUGUCUGAAAAACACAAAUGUUCUUGUUCGACAUCUAAAGUUA